Messenger RNA from Hymenoscyphus albidus, 888 nucleotides. Lineage: Eukaryota; Fungi; Ascomycota; Leotiomycetes; Helotiales; Helotiaceae. The record is from the annotation of a GenBank genome assembly.
AUGCCCUCUGACUCCACUUCCCUACAUCUAACCUCUGGAACUACCGACCAAAUAUCGAAUUCUCUAGACAACCAACCCGCCACGGCUUCAGAAGACAAGCAGAAAUCUACCAAACCAAAGACACAGCUUGCCGUCAAACCCAAACUGAAGAAGGAACUAAGAAGAACGAUGUACGAGAUCUAAGUAACAAUUUAACCAAUAAUUCAAGUCACUAAUCUGGGAGUUUAGAUCCUUUGGAACGGAUAUUCUGGAUUUGUAUGUUGGACCAGGCGAUAAUCCAAAACACUUCAAAGUCCACAAGAAGAUCCUUUGCCAAAAGUUUGAGGUUUUUGAUAAGUGAGUAAUCUGGAAUCCAACACAAUUCACCACAUACUUACAGGUCUGAAUUCUAGGAUGUUCAACGGUGGCUUCUUGGAAGCUUCUGAGUCAAAAGCACACUUUCCAGAAGAUAACCCAGAGUCCUUCGCAGCUUUUAUACAAUGGGUAUACACCGACGAAAUUCAUUAUAUAUUGGAUCGCGGCUUGAGAAUUUCGCCCACUGUCGCGCUCCUCGAAAAAUAUCAAUUACCUAAACUGUUGAAGGGGCUUAUCAAGGAGUUUAUUCAUCAAAUCGGUACACACAAGAGGAGAGUCAAUUCAACAGCGGUGCGCCAAGCUUAUGAGCUGACAUCUGAGGGUUCAACAUUGAGAAAGUUGUGCGCUUGGACAGUAGCGUACUACAUGGUCACAGAGAAAUCUGGAUGGCCAAAAGAUGAGACGGAGAAGGUAUUAUUGGAAGUCGAUGGAUUACUGGGAGAUGCUCUUACAUUUUUGCGGAAGUGGAAUGGAUCUCCCCCAAACCCUUACCAUACGCCUGAAGGGGAGUCUGUAUGGAGUAUCCUAAGCUGA